Punctularia strigosozonata HHB-11173 SS5 is the source of this 309-nucleotide messenger RNA. RefSeq lists its product as uncharacterized. The transcript is spliced from 3 exons. Bases 1 to 309 code for a protein of 102 amino acids. Lineage: Eukaryota; Fungi; Basidiomycota; Agaricomycetes; Corticiales; Punctulariaceae. The record is from RefSeq and is a predicted model, not a curated record.
AUGGAGAUAAGAGAGGAAAGGCCGACCGACGAACGUGAUCAGAACAUUCAGACUACCAAUGAACAGCGACGUCGACUCAUCCCUCACGCGCACGCUUCGACGAUGCAGCGCUCGGAAGAGUCGGGGUCGUCAGGAACAAGGGAUAAGCAGCCGCAAGAACUCGGAUUCGGCAUUGUACCACGGCAGAAUCCUUGUACGAGAGCAAUCGAGGCAGCGAUGGACGGGGCCAUGAGCGACCGCAAGGCCAGGCGUGGCAUCGGACGCCAGCAGAAAACGAAAGGCCUGAUCGAGGUCGAAGAACUCCUGUGA